Messenger RNA from Colletotrichum orchidophilum, 2457 nucleotides. Its product is annotated as microtubule associated protein. The transcript has 3 exons. Gene Ontology annotation, biological process: microtubule cytoskeleton organization; mitotic spindle midzone assembly. Gene Ontology annotation, molecular function: microtubule binding. The record is from RefSeq and is a predicted model, not a curated record. Lineage: Eukaryota; Fungi; Ascomycota; Sordariomycetes; Glomerellales; Glomerellaceae. Gene Ontology annotation, cellular component: spindle; mitotic spindle midzone; cytoplasm. Bases 1 to 2457 code for a protein of 818 amino acids.
AUGGACACCAGCUACCUGUCCCAGCAGGUCAACACCAUCAUCGGCCAGCUGCACGGCCUGUUUGAUGAGAUUGGCGUCCCCAACCAUGAUCGCGAAAAACGCGAGGAAGACCUCUUCGAGGCGCUGUCCAAAGCCCUGACCGACCAGGUCCAUCUAGUCACGAGCGAAAAGGAGGAAAUGAUUGAAGAAGCCGAGCGCAUAAUCACCACAAUACAGCAGAUGGAGGCAUCACUCGACGACAACCGUGCACGCCGGGACCGCAGCGACGACAUCCAAAUCACCUACCCACUUACGAGAUGCUUGCAGACGCUCAAGGAGAAGCAUAAGCAAGUCAGCCGAUUGCACAAGGAGCGUUUCGAACAGGUCAAGAAGCUUGUCGAAGCACUCGAAUCAUACUCGUCACACCUUGAACCUACCUUUGUCAAGAUCCCUCUGCCGCCAACCGGCCCAAACCAAUCCAUACCCCCCAAUUUCGACCUGUCACCAUCGUACGUGGACAAGCUCGAUCAUGAAUUUACGAGAGUCUAUGAAGAGUACACGCGCCGCGUCGCAACGGUUAAGGCCCUUUGCGAGCACACGAUUCAGCUCUGGGCUGAGUUGGGCACCCCUCAGGCUCAAACCGACGGUGCUAUUGUCAAAUAUUACCGCGAAUCACCCGAACAAUUGGGCUUGCACGAGGAAGACAUUGAGCGCCUCAAGGCGAAACGCGACAAGCUCUCGGACGAGAAGAAGAACCGCGAAAAGCGACUCAAGGAUCUGCGCGCUGCUGUCGAGGCCCUAUGGGAGAAGCUGGAGGUGGACAUGGGAGAGAGAAAGGCGUUUCUCAACAGCAACCGAGGCUGUGGCGUGCGACAAAUCAACGAGUUUGAAGAUGAGUUGGCGCGUCUCAAUGAGCUGAAGAGGCAGAACCUGCAUCUUUUCGUCGAGGAUGCGCGCUUCAAGCUGCAGGAGCUGUGGGACUCGCUGUACCUGUCCGAGGAUGAGAUGCUCGAGUUCACCCCCGCCUUUUCUGACGUCUACAGCGACGCUCUCCUCGAAGCCCACGAGCGUGAGAUUGCACGACUGGAAGUUCUCAAGGAACAGCGCCUUCCGACUCUCGAGCUUGUCGAAAGACAUCGAACCCUCACGAGUGAGCGCGAUGAGCUCGCAGCAUCGAGUCAGGAUGCUUCCCGCCUCAUGGGGCGCGGCCAAAAGGGCGAGAAGCGCGAUCCCGGAAAGCUUCUCAGAGAAGAAAAAAUGCGCAAGCGUAUCGCAAAGGAGCUGCCCAGGAUUGCCGUCGAGCUGCGCAGAACGCUCGAGAGAUUCGAGGACGAGUACGGACGGCCAUUUACAGUCCAUGGUGAACGCUACUUGGACGUCCUGGAGGCUGAGGACAGACCGGCACCUGGCCCACGAUCCAAGACCCCAGGCGCCGGAGCCGCCCCUGCAUCAGCAGCCAAGCCGAGAGGGCACAACAGAGCACAGAGCAUCACAUCUAUCGUGAGACCCCCGACUCGCAACGGGGUAAGAACACCAGCACCAGCGCCUGUGCCUACCACCAAACGCAGCGCAAACAACAUGAACAGCGCGGCUCCCAUAACUAGACCAGUUUCUGCUCACGCAAAAGCCCAGGAAAUCGCCAGACCGGCAUCCUCCAUGGGCAGCCUGAGAGAGCGAGCGCAAACUCUCAACCGGCCACCAGGUAGUCCCUCGCGGAUUCCUGCGCGCCCACCAUUGGCCAAUCUCAAGUAUAGCAACUUUGGCGCCGCGUCGCCCGAGCGACAAGAGAGGCCGGCGUCGAGAAUUGACGCAUACGCAACGAUUCGUGGUGGAAAUCACCAGAUGCGUGCUCCUCCUCCCAAAAUGCGCGAUCUCAACACGGUGGAACUAGAGACGCCGGUCAACCCUUACAAAGCAGUUGGACUAGGCGGGAAUAUUGUGCGCCAGGUCGAGCUUGAAGAUCCCUACGAUGAGGACUGUCAGCAGCCGCGGCUGAUGAGAGCCAACUCGACUCUCUCACAUACUUCACACGCUUCGCAUAACUCGCAUGCGUCGUACGCCUCCCAGAGCUCCCACCACUCUCAAGGGUCCUCUCAACACGACUACUCGUCUUCCCACUCCUCGACCCUCCGCCAAUAUCCGCCAUCUUCCUACCCCCAAGCACCACCGCCCCGGCAGAUUUCCAAUUCAUCCAACGGAUCGAGUAAUGUGACCGGCUCAGAGAACUGGGAGACAUAUGACGACGCCAGCGAGCCCGAGCAGGACGCCACCGACACAUACUACGCAAAGGUCCGGGCUGCCCGCAACGGCAAGCGUUUCGAGCCCGAAGCCGGGUAUCGACCACCGGCCAGCGAUCCUAAGAGGCAGCGACCGUUCCCGAUGACGGCACCUGGUGGACAUGCUGGGCAUGGCUACAGUGACGGCGAGGGUAACCGCAUUAUCUCGGGCAGCGAGUGGACAGACGAGGAUGGAUACUAG